Molecule: messenger RNA, 1427 nt
Organism: Oreochromis aureus
Lineage: Eukaryota; Metazoa; Chordata; Actinopteri; Cichliformes; Cichlidae
Product: phospholipase A and acyltransferase 2-like
Exons: 4
Coding region: 119-640 (173 amino acids)
Biological process (GO): N-acylphosphatidylethanolamine metabolic process
Cellular component (GO): cytoplasm
Molecular function (GO): glycerophospholipid phospholipase A1 activity; A2-type glycerophospholipase activity
Source: RefSeq, a predicted model, not a curated record
UCCAAUGAGCUGUCUGUCUUCUCACUGAGUUUAAAGGUUCCCACACAUCGCAACCAACACACCAGACUGGGAGAGCUGCAGGAGUUCUCAUUUUAACCUAAAUAACCACGAGUCAGCCAUGAAUUAUCAACAGCAGAUUGAUAACAUCGUGUCCACUGCCAAAUUUGGAGACUUGAUUGAAUUUUCCUACCCACUUGGAUAUUCGCACUGGGCCGUCUAUGAUGACGAUGGACAUGUAAUCCAUUUUGCGGUUGCAGAUGAGAAGCAACUAAUGACAACUGUUCGUACUUAUCUGCAAAAAAUCAUGCCAGUAUGUGGGGACCUUCUCCUUGGAGAAACCAAGAUUCGCAGAGUCCCUGUUGGUGAGGUCAAUGUCCCACAUGGAGCCCAUGCGUUGGUCAGUAACAAUCGCCAUGCCUUCACACCUUCAGCACCUGAGGAUAUGAGGCUACGCCGUGACGCCCUUCUCAAUCAAUCCCUUCCAUAUAACCUUUUUACUCUUAACUGCGAGCACUUUGCCACUUUCAUACGCUACGGGAAAGCUGUGUGCAACCAGAUCCCUGCAAAACCCAAGAAUGAAGAGUGCACAGGAGCAACUACAGUUUUCAAAGACAUUGUCAACUCAAAGCAAACUGAUUAGAAACGUUUUCAUUUCUACAUAUAUGAACUUGUGCGGUGCCUCAGUUUGGUCUUUCUGAGUCACAUCACUGUAAAUAUUCAACAUGUUCUCUUUGUCUGGCCCUCUAUAGAGUUUAGCCUGAUUAUUUUUUUAUUUUUUUAUGAAGCCACUUAUGGAAUUGGCAGUAUGUACAGCAAGGUUUAAACUUACUUGUUUUUUGCCCUUAUUUAUUAAUUUGCAAAUGCUUAGUUGAAACCGAUAAAUAUUUUUUCUCAGCAAAAUAUCUUUAAUAAUUUCUCCAGAGAAAAAAACAAUCUUGGGAUUCAUAAUUUGGCCGAGCAAAAUCCCUGAAGCUAUUAGAUUUACCACGACAAACCAUACACUGGCACGCUGAAAGCACGUGAUGAUCAUAACGCCAAAAGAUAACGUGUGAUAAAAAAACAAACAAUGUAGAUACUGAUGAGAAUUAGAGACCGAUACUAAUAUUAGGUCAUUUCAAAUCUGAUGUUCUCAUAUAAUAUAUCAGAUAUAAUUUUCUGUUCAGGCACAAAACAUAAACAAAUUAACCUAACAUUUGUUAUUUGUAUUUAUUUACUUGUUUACUCGUUUAUGCUCUGCCUGAGGCUGCUGGGAUCAACCGCUUCCAACAGAGAAGCUGCAGGGUGCCCUCUGGUGGAUGAACUAUGCAACAUCAACACUCAGUGUGGUGAAGGGUGUUUCUCCCAUCUUUUCUUAACUUUAAAAAAAAAAGGUUCCUUUAUCAGCUGUUAUAAAUACUGAUACCAAUAAACAUAUAUUGGAUUAAUGA